CUCACUGCACACAGUUUCUAGACCCCCGAUUAAGUUUUAAUUAAUCGCUCUUUAGCACUAGUUGCGGUAUUACCUGUUUUAUUUACGAUUUAUCCAUCUACAAAAUGACGAAAAAUCGUGUUUAUGUUGUCGGUGUGGGAAUGACUAAGUUCGAGAAGCCCGGUCGCCGAGCGGAUGUAUGCUAUCCAGAUUUUGCCAAGGAGGCUAUUACGAAAGCCCUCCAGGAUGCGGGCAUCAAGUUUGAGGAAGUGCAGCAGGCGGUGGCUGGAUAUGUUUAUGGAGACUCCACCUGUGGACAAAGGGCCAUCUACGAGGUGGGAAUGACCGGCAUUCCGGUCUACAACGUGAACAACAACUGCUCCACGGGAUCGAGCGCUCUGUAUCUGGGCAAGCAGAUCGUGGAGAGUGGAAACGCCGACUGCGUCCUGGCUCUGGGAUUCGAGAAGAUGGAGCGUGGGUCCUUGUCUUCAAAGUACUUUGACCGCGCCAAUCCCAUGGAACGUCACAUCACCGAGAUGGGUGAGCUGACCGAGAUUGGAGCUGGUCCCAUGGCUGCCCAAAUCUUCGGCAACGCUGGCAAGGAGCACAUGCAGAAAUAUGGCACUAAGCCCGUGCACUUUGGCAAGAUCGCCUGGAAGAACCACAAGCACUCUGUCAAUAAUCCCUACUCGCAGUUCCGCGAUGAAUACACUCUGGAGCAGAUUAUGAAGUCGCCCCAGGUUGUGGAGGGAGUGCUGACCAAGCUGCAGUGCUGUCCCACUUCCGAUGGUUCCGGAGCUGCCAUCCUGGCCUCCGAGGCCUUCGUCCGCCGUCAUGGAUUGGAGAAACAGGCCGUUGAAAUCGUGGGCAUGGAAAUGGCCAGUGAUCCGGCGUCUACCUUUGCCGACAAGAGCCUGAUGAAGAUUGCUGGAACCGACAUGACCCGCCUGGCCACCCAGCGUCUUUUCGCCAAGAGCGGUUACAAGCCACAGGAUGUGCAGGUGGUGGAACUGCACGAUUGCUUCUCGGCCAACGAGCUGGUGACCUACGAGGCCCUUGGACUGUGUGGCGAUGGCAAGGCCGGCGAGUUCAUCGAUGCCGGAGACAACACCUACGGUGGAAAGUUCGUCGUGAACCCCAGUGGUGGUCUGAUCUCAAAGGGUCAUCCUCUGGGAGCCACUGGUCUGGCGCAGUGUGCUGAGCUCUGCUGGCAGCUACGUGGUCUGGCUGAGAAGCGACAGGUUCCCAAUGCCCAGUUGGCUUUGCAGCACAAUCUGGGAUUGGGAGGAGCUGUAGUGGUGGCCCUCUACCGUCUGGGCUUCCCCGCUGCCAACAACGUGAUGCGCAAUUUGACCGCUGCCGGCAAAGCUGCGACUAGCGAAGAUGGCUUUAAGGUAGCUCCCUUGCUGAAAGUUCUGGAGCAGGCGAUGCAGGAGGACAAGGACAAUCUGAUCGAGAAGGUGCGCGCCAUUUACGGAUUUAAGGUAAACAAUGGACCCAAUGGACAGACCGGAUUUUGGGUCAUUGAUGCCAAACAGGGCAAGGGCAAGAUCGUAUUUAAUGGAACACAAAAGUGUGAUGUGACCUUCAUCAUCAGCGACGAGGAUGUAUUCGAGCUGCUCACAGGAAAGUUGCCGCCGCAAAAGGCCUUCUUCCAGGGCAAAAUCAAGAUUCAGGGAAAUAUGGGCUUUGCUAUGAAGCUAAUGGACUUGCAGCGAUCCGCUCAAGGAAGAAUCGAGGAGCUGCGAUCCAAGCUGUAAGCCUGUCGGUGUAUCCUUAUUCUGCAUUCAAUGUUGCAAUAUCUUGGUGGCUUUGGAUCUGUUAAAUCUAGUAUACGUUUUUAUACGAUCUUUUAUUAUUUCUAGAGAUUAAAAUGUUUGAUUAUUGUAA
Drosophila rhopaloa is the source of this 1869-nucleotide messenger RNA. RefSeq names its product sterol carrier protein 2 (gene ScpX). NCBI's taxonomy places the organism in Eukaryota, Metazoa, Arthropoda, Insecta, Diptera, Drosophilidae. The record is from RefSeq and is a predicted model, not a curated record. The transcript is spliced from 5 exons. Gene Ontology annotation, molecular function: acyltransferase activity, transferring groups other than amino-acyl groups. Bases 105 to 1739 code for a protein of 544 amino acids.